Oncorhynchus masou masou (cherry salmon) is the source of this 1792-nucleotide messenger RNA. Its product is annotated as histamine H1 receptor-like. Gene Ontology annotation, molecular function: G protein-coupled serotonin receptor activity; G protein-coupled acetylcholine receptor activity. The transcript has 3 exons. The record is from RefSeq and is a predicted model, not a curated record. Bases 140 to 1792 code for a protein of 550 amino acids. Gene Ontology annotation, biological process: chemical synaptic transmission; G protein-coupled receptor signaling pathway, coupled to cyclic nucleotide second messenger. Lineage: Eukaryota; Metazoa; Chordata; Actinopteri; Salmoniformes; Salmonidae. Gene Ontology annotation, cellular component: plasma membrane; dendrite.
ACGGCUGAUGGCGAUUGAUUCAGCAUGUAUACUAUUUGCUGUGGCUUCACCUGAUGUUUCCAACACUUCUGACAUCAUGUGAAGGGAUCCAGAGAGGAUGAAGAGGAGGGGUGAAGAGUACUUAACAUAAAGAACCGUGAUGGAGUCUAUUCAGUCACCUGACAUCCCCAUGGACAGGUACUUCAACAGCACCUGGAGACACCCGUAUGGCCAGGAGACUGUCCUGUCACCUUUCAACAGCACCUUCCGCCUCCAGCACCACAACAGCUUCCACAACACCCUACUAGGUGUCUUCCUGGGCUUCCUGUCAUUGCUCACCGUCAUCAUGAACAUCCUGGUACUCUACGCUGUGAAGAAAGAGCGGACCCUCCACACGGUGGGCAACCUCUACAUCGUCAGCCUCUCCGUGGCGGAUCUCAUCGUCGGGGCCACCGUCAUGCCCCUCAACCUGGUGUAUCUGCUGGAGGACGAGUGGAGGCUGGGGAGGGUCGUCUGUCAGUUCUGGCUCAUCAUGGAUUACGUAGCCAGCACAGCCUCCAUCUUUAGUCUGUUUAUACUAUGUCUGGAUCGGUAUCGGUCCGUCCACGAGCCGCUGAGGUACCUGAAGUACCGGACCAGAGGGAGAGCUAGCGUUAUGAUCUCAGGGGCCUGGCUCAUGUCCAUGACGUGGAUUAUUCCUAUUCUAGGGUGGAGGUCCUUCGUUCAGGUUGACCUCAAACCGGAGAUGGAGAAUAAGUGUGACACUGAUUUCCGGUUUGUUACGUGGUUUAAGGUUUUAACUUCAGUGUUUAACUUCUACCUUCCGUCUCUGUUGAUGCUGUGGUUCUACUCGCGCAUCUACAUGGCUGUGAGACAGAACUUCAGAGAGAGGGAGAGGAUUAUCAAUCCCACAGAUUCCGUGGUGGAAAACCGGAUCGGACACAAAGUCCAAACAGGAAAUAACCACUGCGAGUCUAAGAAAGAAAGAAACUCAGACUUUGAUCAGUACACGUUAGACCAGCCGAACGACUCCACAGAUACAGUUGAAACCAACGCGCCCAGGGAACCAAAGUCUGAGAAAGACUCUCACUCCAGUCAUUCAGUGCUCAGAAUGACAAAACGUCUGAAGACGACUGUAAAGGACAAAAGAAAGAGCGGCUCUUCGUCUUUCCAGCAGAAGAAUUCGGACUCGGAGACCCCUUUGAACAUGUCCUCUUUACCUCUUGGCUUCACAAACUACGACGACGACAACGUUCAGAAACUCUACGUAUCCGUGAACGACUGCAAGGUAGCCGUGCCGUCAAACUCUGUGGCUGGCGUCUGCGAGAUAACCCAGAUAUCUGACAUGCAGAGAUACACCACCAUGUUCUACAACAACGAAUUCACCCAGUCUGUGAAUCUAUCCCCGUCACCAUGUCCCCAUAAUUCACCCCAGUCACCCCCGGCCCAGGAGCACUCGGAGCCCGAUGAUGGUGCUAACCUGGACGCUGUAGCCAACGCUGUGACUCUAAAGCAGACCUGGCAGAAGUUCUGUGCCCAGUCCAGGCAGCGUAUCCAGAGUCUUCAGGUCCAUAAGGAGCACAAAGCGGCCAAGCAGCUGGGCUGUAUUAUAGCUGGGUUCAUGAUGUGCUGGAUCCCAUACUUCAUAGUCUUUAUGGUCAUGGCUUUCUGCCAAACCUGUGUGCACCAUAACCUACAUAUGUUCACGAUAUGGCUUGGGUAUAUUAACUCUACCUUGAACCCGUUCAUAUACCCCCUCUGCAAUGAGAAUUUCAAACGGGUGUUUAAAACUAUCCUACACAUUAAUUUGUGA